Messenger RNA from Tupaia belangeri chinensis (Chinese tree shrew), 234 nucleotides. Its product is annotated as signal transducer CD24-like. Gene Ontology annotation, molecular function: protein tyrosine kinase activator activity. The transcript has a single exon. Lineage: Eukaryota; Metazoa; Chordata; Mammalia; Scandentia; Tupaiidae. Gene Ontology annotation, cellular component: membrane raft; external side of plasma membrane. The coding region runs from base 1 to 234 and encodes 77 amino acids. Gene Ontology annotation, biological process: cell adhesion; regulation of cell-cell adhesion; cell activation. The record is from RefSeq and is a predicted model, not a curated record.
AUGGGCAGAGUGAUAAUGGCCAGGCUUGGGCUGGGACUGCUACUGCUGGCACUGCUUUUACCCACACAGAUUUAUUCAAAUCAAACAACUGUUGUAACACUUUCAAUUAACUCCUACCAGAAUACUUUGGCUGCACCAAAUCCAGCUAACACCACCAAGGCCAUUGGCGAUGCCCUACAAUCAACAGCCAGUCUCCUUGUGAUCUUACUUUCUCUUCUACAUCUCUACUGUUAA